Molecule: messenger RNA, 1929 nt
Organism: Tachysurus fulvidraco (yellow catfish)
Lineage: Eukaryota; Metazoa; Chordata; Actinopteri; Siluriformes; Bagridae
Product: alkaline ceramidase 2-like
Exons: 3
Biological process (GO): ceramide metabolic process
Cellular component (GO): membrane
Molecular function (GO): hydrolase activity, acting on carbon-nitrogen (but not peptide) bonds, in linear amides
Source: RefSeq, a predicted model, not a curated record
AUAACCGUGUUGUCAUCAGCGAAGUUUCCUGUAAGGAGUCUCCAGUGGCAGCACUUUGUAAGUCAGGACGUUUUGUUCAGCAGGUGUCGCUUUAAGCUGCUGGUCAUUUUACUGUCGCUGAUUUUCACCUGUUUGGCCUUCGUGAAACCGACACUGAACUCUGUGUGUCUCAUGACUCUGGGGUUCCCCUGUGCAGUGCUGCUCACUACUGAACUCCUCAGGUGUGAGAACCAGCGUGUGUUUAAACUAGGUUUAAUCUCGGCGGUCUGGUGGUUUCUUGCUCUUCUCUGCUGGAUCAGUGACAGGAUGUUUUGUGAAAUUUGGUCCAAAAUGAACCUCCCCUACUUACACUGCGUUUGGCACGUUCUCAUCUGUGUGGCCUCGUACCUGUGCUGUGUGUGUUUCGCGUAUUUCGAUGCUGUAAGCGAGGUUCCAGAGCGAGAGCCGGUUCUUCAGUUCUGGCCCAGUGAGAGCUGGGCUUUCAUCGGGGUUCCUUAUGUCACUCUUCUGAACUCACAUCAAAAAUCCUGCAACAAAACGUGGUGAAGUCUUAGGAAGAGUGUGAAGUUGUAACAGGGUGGUGACACAAUGCAGAGCGAAUCAGUGACAUAAUGAUGCAAUGACAUAAUGAUGCAAUGACACAAUGAUGCAAUGACACAAUGAUGCAAUGACACAAUGAUGCAGUGACAUAAUGAUGCAGUGACAUAAUGAUGCAGUGACAUAAUGACACAAUGAUGCAGUGACAUAAUGAUGCAGUGACACAAUGAUGCAAUGACACAAUGAUGCAGUGACAUAAUGAUGCAGUGGCAUAAUGAUGAAAUGACACAAUGAUGCAGUGAAACAAUGACCCAGUGACACAAUGAGACAGUGACACAAAUACACCAGGACAAAGUGGCACACUGAUAUAGUGACACAAUGACACAGUGACACAAUGACACAAUGACGCAGUGACCCAAGACACAUUAACACAAUGAGGCAGUGUCACAAUUACACCAGGACACAGUGGCACACUGUUAUAGUGACACAAUGAUGCAGUGACAGAAUGAAGCGGUGACAGAAUGACGCAUUCACACGAUGACACACUGAUGUAGUGACACAAUGACACAGUGACACAAUGACAGAGUGACACAAUGAUGCAGUGACCCAAAGACACUAACACAAUGACUCAGUGUCACAAUUACACCAGGACACAGUGGCACACUGUUAUAGUGACACAAUGAUGCAGUGACACAAUGACAGUGACACAAUGAUGCAGUGACAGAAUGACGCAGUGACACAAUGAUGCAGUGACACAAUGACACACUGAUGCAGUGACAAUGACACACUGACACAGUGACACAAUGACGCAGUGACACGAUGACACACUGAUGCAGUGACGCAGUGACACGAUGACACACUGAUGCAGUGACACAAUGACACAGUGACACAAUGACGCAGUGACACAAUGACACACUGAUGCAGUGACAUGGAGAAGGAUGUUUUCAGACAUGAACAUGAUGCAUGAUGACAGAAGUUGAUGUAUCGUUCUACCUCUCACACCAGUUUCUCCUCAAAAUCCCAACAGCUGGAUGUUUGCUUUAAACACACAAUUCAUAUUUGCUAAAACUAUGAAUAUUUCUUAAACAUUUUGCUUUCUAAAUUAAUGUUUAUAUUCUGAUAAAAUAAUGAUGUUCUGUGCUGAUGUGCUGAUGUUCUGAUGUUCUGUUCUGAUGUGCUGAUGUUCUGAUGUUCGGCUAAUACAUAAUAUAGCAAACAUUUUUUAUGUAUAUUCUGACGUGAGACUACAACAUAAAAGCUACAAAUCUUUAUACAUUUGUUUUCAUCACUUUCUCUGAAUAUGUAAAUGAUGAUUUUUAGCUGAAAUUAGAAUUGAUUUCCAUGGCUUGUAGUUUUUGUCCAAGAAUUAAAUUUCAAUCUUUUAUAAAAAUU